AAAACAAUAAAACGAACAACUCAAAGGCAAUUUGAGACAAUGGUGCAAUUGAUGGAAAGAAAUCCGGACUUAGCCAGAGGAUUGGCACCGUUUGGCUCUACAAAAAAGAAUAGAAUGGAGUUAURGGAGGGUAUUGCUUCAGAAUUGAACAAUAUCGGGCCUCCAAUACGUAGUGGCAGCGAAUGGAAUAAGGUUUGGUUGGACUACAAGCUAAAACUAAAACGGAAAAUUGCAGAUAACCGUAAAGAGAUUGCAGCCACAGGUGGAGGACCAUACACCCAACGCAGUCUAACGCCUUUGGAGCAGGCCGUGGACGAGUUGCUCAGUUUGCAGCAGGCAGAGAAUCCAAGCGGAGCCGCCUUUGGAAGCACUGCACCUGCACCUGCACCUACACCUGCAUAUGUAGAAGAGGAACAUCUGGAAGAUGUCGAGGUUCAGCCUGAACAGGCUGCAAAUAUUAGCAUUUCGACUAGGCAGGCACCUACAAGCGUGGAGGAGCGCGAAAAUUUGCGUAUGAAGGCUUUGGAAAAGCAAGCGGACAUGCAAGAAAGCCUUGUACACCAGAAAAAUUUAUGA
Messenger RNA from Bactrocera latifrons, 576 nucleotides. RefSeq lists its product as uncharacterized. The transcript has 4 exons. The record is from RefSeq and is a predicted model, not a curated record. Bases 40 to 576 code for a protein of 178 amino acids. Lineage: Eukaryota; Metazoa; Arthropoda; Insecta; Diptera; Tephritidae. Gene Ontology annotation, cellular component: nucleus.